Messenger RNA from Neogale vison (American mink), 1609 nucleotides. RefSeq names its product actin binding transcription modulator (gene ABITRAM). Gene Ontology annotation, molecular function: actin filament binding; actin monomer binding. NCBI's taxonomy places the organism in Eukaryota, Metazoa, Chordata, Mammalia, Carnivora, Mustelidae. Gene Ontology annotation, biological process: regulation of actin filament polymerization; dendrite morphogenesis; regulation of filopodium assembly. Gene Ontology annotation, cellular component: nucleus; lamellipodium; dendrite. The record is from RefSeq and is a predicted model, not a curated record. Bases 43 to 588 code for a protein of 181 amino acids. The transcript is spliced from 6 exons.
GCUCGGGUACCAUAGGGCGGGGUAGGGGCACCCGCGGUCGCCAUGGCCACCGAGCCCGCGGCCGCGGAAGCUACUGUGCCGUCGCUCGUGGAUCGUUACUUCACUCGCUGGUACAAAGCCGAUGUCAAAGGCAAACCCUGUGAGGACCACUGUAUACUACAGCACUCCAACCGAAUAUGUGUCAUCACAUUGGCAGAAUCUCAUCCAGUUCUUCAAAGUGGAAAGACAAUUAAAAGCAUCUCCUAUCAAAUCAGUACCAACUGUAGCCGACUUCACAACAAGGUCUCUGGGAAAUUUAAACGGGGGGCACAGUUUCUAACAGAGCUUGCACCUCUGUGUAAGAUUUACUGCUCCGAUGGAGAAGAAUACACCGUAUCUAGCUGUGUUAGAGGACGGUUGAUGGAAGUGAAUGAAAACAUUCUCCAUAAGCCAUCUAUUCUUCAAGAGAAGCCAUCCACCGAAGGCUACAUUGCGGUUGUGUUGCCCAAAUUUGAAGAAAGUAAAAGCAUAACGGAAGGGUUACUGACACAGAAACAGUACGAAGAGGUUCUGGUGAAGCGCACGAAUGCCCCGACAGCCACAUCAUGAGGACUGCCGCGGGGAACGAGUAUCACGGCUUCCCCCUCCCUGCCUCCGCGAUCCCUGCUCUAGAGAAGAACCAGCACAAGGGACGCCGGCGUCACGCCCGCCGUCCGCAGAGAGCCCGGAUCGUCCGCUUCACCUAGUUUCCCCUCUUCGUCUUGCAUAACAAGACUUUGUUCCCAUUUUGUACUCGCCUCCCAGAUCCUCCCUGCCCACAUACCCACUCUGUUCUUUUGCUUUUCUAAAACUGGCAAGCAAGGAUGUUUUUGAUUAAAAACAAAGCACUUUGAGGAAACUUUGGACAAGACAGAAAAGUUUUCAGUAGCAAAGUAAAAAUAAUUUACCCAUCAUCCUGUAAUCUAUUGGUAAAUAUUACAUUUUGACGUGCUUCGGUUUGAAUGUUAUGGCAUGGUUAUCGUUUUUUGCCUCAAUUUUCCCUUAGUUUGAAGUUUAAAAAAAAAAAAUCAGGUCUUUUUUUACCCAGUCUACUUCCGAGUGACGCUACCAAAAAGGCCAGUGCCACUUCUGCUGCCCCAGCUCUUGUCCCCUUAGGUCGCAGGGGAGAGACAGAGGAUACUUGCCUGCUCCUUGUGCGGUUCAGAUGGUCUUUCUCUCUGAAAUGAAGUCCAGCGUAACACUGUGGCUUCUUAAAUGAGGGAAACCGUAAAAGGCUUUGAAAACUACAAAGGGCUUUCCCAGCAUGGAAGUAUUCUGAUGCGGUGUAAGGCUGCUAAUUACAGCACAUACAGGGUAGCCGCUCAGCCUCAACACUCUUGCUAUGGGGCAGCCAGCCCAGAAGUUAAGGGCAAGUCGCCAUAAUCCAAAGAUACAGAUGCCUUUGAAUGGAACAAAAACUUUCACGUCAUCUAAACUGAAAAUGGAACUGAUUUAUAAGAUUGUCUACUCAUUUACAUUGAAUUUCAAAUAAAAGGGCUUUUUUAAAUUGUUAUUUUUUUCCGUAAAGGCUGCAACAUGUGUACAUUUAAAUAUCUGUGUAAAUAAAGCAGAAGAUGUAAUUUAAUACAGA